ACGUGACGAAUGGCGAGUGCAGCUGGAGCCGCGCUAGAGCCGAAAACUCAGGAGCAUGGCUCGGGAUGGAAGUGUUUCUCGGGAGAACGAAGUCUAUCUGUGGUCUAUCCAUCUAUGAAUGUCUGUGUUCUUUCGGUGAACUGUUGGAGGCGGCGUCGGCUGAAAUAUCGAUGCCGUAUCGAGGCGUUCUACGGACCAACCUGGAGGCCUAAAAAGCUCUAUAUUAUGGAGGCUGCCCGUAUACACCACCACCAUAUAUCGAAGGAUCAUCAAUUAGCCACUGUCGAGGUAUUGUGCGGACACACCAGAGGAAGUUUUGUCUGGUCUUUCGGAUAUUUGCCAGAGCGUUAAACGUAAGUUUGUAGAGAAACUGCUUCAGGAUGCUGUUGAGAGCUUCAGUACUACGUCGUGUGGACCAAGCAGUCCGGAUACUACGUACCAUGUCACAAGCAAAGCAGUACUGCAGUGCUGAUAAAAAAGACACCACUGGCAUUGAAUCCAGUGGCAAAGAUGCCGGUGGGGUUUUGGUGGACAGCUUCGGUAGAAAACACACCUAUCUACGCAUUUCUUUGACGGAAAAAUGCAGCCUUAGGUGUGUCUACUGCAUGCCAGAGGAAGGCGUACCAUUGACUCCAAAAGAAAAACUGCUCACUGCUGAUGAAAUAGUGCAGUUAGCAAGUCUCUUUGCUGCUUUUGGUGUGAACAAAAUUCGUCUUACUGGUGGAGAGCCUCUUGUGCGAAAGGAUGCUGUCAGUAUCAUUGAGAGCCUGGCAAAAAUUCCACAGCUUAAUGCGCUGGGCAUGACAACAAAUGGGUUGGUAUUGUCGAAAAAGAUUGCCGACUUGAGGAAUGCGGGUUUGACGCACUUGAACAUAAGCCUUGACACCCUAGUACCUGAGAAAUUUGAAUUCCUGGCAAGGCGCAAAGGCUGGCACGUGGUGAGAAAAGGCAUUGAUGAUGCACUGGCAGCUGGCUUUGACUCCGUUAAGGUAAACUGUGUAGCGAUGAAGGGAAUCAAUGAAGAUGAAUUGGUCAACUUUGUGAAGCUCACGGAAUCUAAUAAUCUUGAAGUGCGAUUUAUUGAGUACAUGCCCUUCGAUGGGAACAAGUGGAGCAGGCAGAAGCUUGUCCCUUUUGAGCGCAUGCUGUCGAUCAUCAAGAAGGAGUUGCCAACGCUGGAGCGGCAAGAAGACGGACCAAAUCAUACCUCAAAGAUAUUCAAAGUACCUGGUUGGACUGGAAAAGUUGGUUUUAUAACUUCUAUGACUGAACAUUUUUGUGGAACUUGCAACCGUAUUCGGAUUACAGCUGAUGGGAACCUCAAGGUUUGCCUGUUUGGUGGUCACGAGGUUUCCUUGAGGGAUGCUCUAAGAGGCAACGCUUCAUCGGACGAGCUCCUGAGCCUUAUUGGAAGCGCUGUGCAGAGGAAGAAGUUCAGCCACGCUGGCAUGGACAAGCUGUCGACGAUGAAGAACAGACCCAUGAUACUUAUCGGUGGAUAGAGUGCUCUUUUUACUUGCAUUCUUCUCCAGGUACCUUUGAAUGCAGAUAGAUAUAUUUUAUUGAUAUACUUGAGUUAAUAAAC
This is a messenger RNA of Rhipicephalus sanguineus (brown dog tick), 1585 nucleotides long. RefSeq names its product molybdenum cofactor biosynthesis protein 1. Gene Ontology annotation, molecular function: 4 iron, 4 sulfur cluster binding; GTP 3',8'-cyclase activity; cyclic pyranopterin monophosphate synthase activity. Gene Ontology annotation, biological process: Mo-molybdopterin cofactor biosynthetic process. The coding region runs from base 381 to 1502 and encodes 373 amino acids. The record is from RefSeq and is a predicted model, not a curated record. The transcript is spliced from 12 exons. NCBI's taxonomy places the organism in Eukaryota, Metazoa, Arthropoda, Arachnida, Ixodida, Ixodidae.